UGGCACAUAUAUAAGGCAGAGAUAUAGAUGGAGCAGAGCUCAAUUGCCGUUGAGAGUUCUUGUGGCCAGACACAGUUAGAGCGCCAAGACACGAUGGCCAAUGGGGAUCUGAAGGCAUAUCUCGGCCUGCUGAGCGGCUUCUUUAACGAAUAUCGAACGGUUCUUAGGCAAAAAUCGCAGCCACCGCCACGCCUUGCCUUGAACUACAAUCGUGCGUUUUUGGUUUUAUUGGGCCUCUAUCCGAAUCGCUGGCUGCUGGGCAAAUACAGCCACUACAAACGCUGCAAUCGUUUACUCUUGGCUAAUUCGACUUCUCUUCUCUUGCCGAUUAUAUUUGCCAUGCAUGAGUCGACGAAUGUUGUUGAUAUGGGCGAAGAUAUGGCCUGGAUAAUUGGGAUAAGUCUGAUUGUAACCAAGAACUUAUACGUCUGUUGGCGUGCCAAUCAAAUCGAUGAAUUAAUUGAGGAUUUCAAUUAUUAUGAACGCUGCUUUAGGCCAACUCAGAGCAGGCAGCUAGCUGAGCUUGAAUCGGAUAAUGUGGAAAUACGUCGCUGGCAGCGUUUGUGCUAUUUGGUCGAAACGACCAUGAAUUUUGCCUUGAUUGUCUUUAUGGUUAUCUUCAAUGUGGCCAUUUGCGUUCAGCCUUUGUUUUCAGAACGAGAUUUGCCCUAUCAUGCGGUUUUUCCCUUUGGCUGGCACAACUCCGUAGAGCAUCCACGCGCGCAUAUGCUCAUCUACAUUUGGCAAGCGCUCACCUCGCAGUUCAAUCUGUUGGCCAUCUGCCAGAUUGAUACCCUGGGCAUACACAACUUUCUGCACACUGCACUCAAUCUGAAGAUACUCUGCCUGGAGAUGCACAAGCUGGGCAAAUUGCAGUUGACCGAUUUACAAUUUCAUGCGGAGUUUCGAAGGAUUAUUCAAUUCCAUCAGCAUCUAAUAAGCACUGUGCAGAAGAACAAUGGUCUGUUCCAUGGCACUUUCAUAGCUCAAAUGAUCGCCAGCUUUGCUUUGAUAUCGAUGUCCACCUUUGAGGCCAUGGCUGCUGCAGGCGAUCCCAAGAUGGCAGCCAAGUUUCUGAUCUUCAUGUUCGUUACAUUUGUGCAGUUGUCCUAUUGGUGUCUAGCUGGCACUCUGGUCCACACUCAGUCUACAGACGUGGCUCAGGCUGCCUUUGAGCUGAAGGACUGGCAUACCAGGUCAGUUUUUAUACAACGUAAUAUUCUAUUUAUGAUCAAGCGAUCUCAGAAGCCUUUGCUCUAUGCGGCAAAGCCAUUUCCGCCCUUUACUCUGGCCACCUACUCAAUUAUACUUCAGCAGUGCUAUAGAAUUUUGGCUCUGCUGCGUGAGGCCAUGUAA
This is a messenger RNA of Drosophila hydei, 1356 nucleotides long. It is a transcript of the gene Or47b, whose product is annotated as odorant receptor 47b. Gene Ontology annotation, cellular component: plasma membrane. NCBI's taxonomy places the organism in Eukaryota, Metazoa, Arthropoda, Insecta, Diptera, Drosophilidae. Gene Ontology annotation, biological process: sensory perception of smell; detection of chemical stimulus involved in sensory perception of smell. The record is from RefSeq and is a predicted model, not a curated record. Gene Ontology annotation, molecular function: odorant binding; olfactory receptor activity. The coding region runs from base 28 to 1356 and encodes 442 amino acids. The transcript is spliced from 6 exons.